Danio aesculapii is the source of this 4252-nucleotide messenger RNA. It is a transcript of the gene lims1, whose product is annotated as LIM and senescent cell antigen-like domains 1. Gene Ontology annotation, cellular component: cytoplasm; focal adhesion; cell-cell junction. The coding region runs from base 117 to 1127 and encodes 336 amino acids. The record is from RefSeq and is a predicted model, not a curated record. The transcript has 10 exons. Gene Ontology annotation, biological process: cell-cell junction organization; cell-cell adhesion; positive regulation of substrate adhesion-dependent cell spreading. Lineage: Eukaryota; Metazoa; Chordata; Actinopteri; Cypriniformes; Danionidae.
ACAUCUUUGUCUCCGAGAGAGAAGGGGAAAAAGUGGAAAAGCAACAGAUCGGAGGGGCGUCCUAUGUUGUCGAAAAACAUCUGAGUCGUUUUUCAGGAUUAGUCGUGUUGAAGGGGAUGCUGGGGGUGUCAGAGAUGACGGGCAGUAACAUGGCCAAUGCCCUGGCAAACGCCUCAUGUGAACGGUGUAAAAGCGGGUUUGCCCCGGCGGAAAAGAUCGUCAACAGUAAUGGUGAGCUGUAUCAUGAGCAGUGCUUCGUCUGUGCCCAGUGUUUCCAGCAGUUUCCUGAAGGGCUCUUUUAUGAGUUUGAGGGAAGGAAGUACUGUGAGCAUGAUUUCCAGAUGUUGUUUGCUCCCUGUUGUCACCAGUGUGGAGAGUUUAUAAUUGGGCGUGUGAUUAAGGCCAUGAAUAACAGCUGGCACCCGGACUGUUUCUGCUGUGAUAUCUGCCAAGCGGUGCUUGCCGAUGUUGGAUUCGUCAAGAACGCCGGCCGCCAUCUCUGCCGUCCGUGUCACAACCGCGAGAAAGCUCGAGGUCUAGGGAAGUACAUCUGUCAGAAGUGUCAUGCGAUCAUCGAGGAGCAGCCCCUGAUUUUCAAAAAUGACCCCUAUCACCCGGACCACUUCAACUGCAGCAACUGCGGUAAAGAGCUGACCGCUGAUGCCCGUGAGCUGAAAGGGGAGCUCUACUGUCUGCCCUGCCAUGAUAAAAUGGGUGUGCCAAUCUGUGGAGCCUGCAGACGGCCAAUCGAGGGCCGAGUGGUCAAUGCCAUGGGCAAACAGUGGCACGUGGAGCAUUUUGUCUGUGCCAAAUGUGAGAAGCCUUUCCUGGGACACCGUCAUUAUGAGAGGAAAGGUCUUGCUUACUGCGAGACUCACUACAACCAGCUCUUUGGCGAUGUUUGUUACCACUGCAACCGUGUGAUCGAAGGAGACGUGGUUUCGGCUUUGAAUAAGGCCUGGUGUGUGAACUGCUUCUCGUGCUCAACCUGUAACACCAAACUCACCCUUAAGAACAAGUUUGUGGAGUUUGACAUGAAGCCGGUGUGUAAGAAAUGUUAUGAGAAGUUUCCUCUGGAGCUGAAGAAGAGGCUGAAGAAGCUGGCCGAGACUCUGGGCCGCAAGUAAAACUCAUGGUAAUCAUCAUCUGUGCUCCUUAAAUCAACAGACCAAACCAAAGCGCAGAUCAUCUUGGAUUAGUUGUCUUACUUUAUCUUACUUAAACUUUAAAUGUGCUUUUCGACCAGAGAAAGUAUUGAAAGCAGAUUUGUGCUGGUUUCACGCUAAAAGAUGAGAAUUGUGUCUUAAAAAAACCUGCAAACUAACCAAACCGUUUGUUUUAUAUUGUUAAUGAUAAAUAUACUGCUGGGAAAAAAAAAAGAGACUAAUAAAUCUAGAGAAACUGAGAAAGGGUUUGAGUAAAAUGUUAUGUGUUUUAUUCAAUAAAGGAUAUCUGAUAAUAUUGCCUUUUAAAUGUUUAAACUUUCUUAUUAAACUAAUUUUUUUUUUAAACUUGGCAAUUAGCUAUUGGUUAGAAAAAAUUUUUUAUUUUGUGGUCUAAAAAUAAACGUAUAAACGUGGCUGAAAAGAUGGCAUUUAGUUAUUUUAUGCAAAACUUUUUAACUUAAAAAUUGAAAUAAAUGUAAUCAGACAUUUACAGAAUAAAAUCAUACCUGCCAACACUCCUGUUUUUCCCGGGAGUCUCUCAUAUUUCAGACCCAUCUCCUACCACCCUCCCAUUUUGUUACUUCUCCUGGAAAACUUGUGUAAUUCCACCCCACCCCUGGUUCUCAUCUUUUGGUACAGUCUGUAACAACCCCUUUGGUAUAGUAUCCAAUCGCCACAACCGCCCGAAACACGGUCCAUGGUACAGUUACUAACACUACAAUCACCCCCCUCAUCCCCUGCCCCGGUUUUCAACUGUAUAUACCCACACUCCAACACCGGUCUCUCGGAAUUUCAGAGACAAAUGUUGGCAGGUAUGAAUAUAACUAAACUAACUUAAUUUAAACACAUGUCUAUAUUAUCAUUAAAUUAGGUUCUUUUUUGAAUAUAAUAAUAUAGGUGCCAUAUUUUUGUUAGAAAUGUUGGUAACACUUUAGUUUAGGUCACAAGUCACAGUAUUAACAAACCUUUAACUAACACUACUAGCUUCAUAAGCUACUAAUUAGCAGUUUAUUAAUAGUUAGUAAUGUGGUAGUUGGGUUUAGGUUGAGUAGGAUUAGGGAUGUAGAAUUAGAUUAUACUUUAUUACUUUUGAUUUGAUCAUAUCUUGAUAAAAGACAGGUAAUAAGCCAGAUAUUAAUUACAUGAAUUGUGACCUAAACUAAAGUGUUACCGACAUGUUUAAAUUAAUUUAGUUUUAAGUGCCAAGAAAACAGCAUUUAAUAAAAUAACCCUGAUUUUUAAAAUUAAAAACAUUGCUUCAUUUUAGACAAAUUGUAACUUUCUGGAAAAAAAAUAAAUCUCUAUAUUUGAUAUUUGGAAGACAUUAAUAAACCUUUAUAGAACAAUACAGAAUGAAAUCAUACCUGCCAACACUUUUUUUCCAGGAGUCUCCCAUGUUUCAGACCCAUCUCCCGCCACCCUCCCAUUUUGUUACUUCUCCCAGAAAACUUAAGAGUCCUCGCUGCAGAACGCAGCUUGAUGAUGUAGUCCGCUAUGUAGUUGACGAUCGCCUACACCUCCCCCUACCCUGAACCCAACCAUCGCAGUAGCAUGAACGUUACCUUAGAGGGCGGUACAAGGCCUGCUACGUAGUUGACGAUCGCCUACGUCAGCAAGCUGGGGGCUGCAGCGAGGACAUCUUAGAACAUUUUCGUAAUUUCACCCCAUCCCCGUUUCUCAUCUUUUGGUACAGUCUUUAACACUCCCUGCAGGUCAACUUUGGUAUAUUAUCCAAUCACCGCACCCGCCGAAACAUGGUUCAUGGUACAGUUACUAACACCACAAAAAUCCCCCUGGUUUUCAACUGUAUAAACCCACAGCAAUACACCAACUUUCAAACCCCCAUCCCAACCCCAGUCUCUCAUAAUUUCAGAGACAAAUUGUGACCUAAAGUGUUACUGACAUGUUUAAAUUAAUUUAGUUUUGAUUGCCAAGAAAACAGCAUUUAAUGAAACAACCCUGAUUUUUUUUUUAUAAUAAAAAAACCAUUUCAUUUUAGACAAAUUAUAUUUUUCUGGUAAAAAAUAAUAAUAAUUCUCUCUCUAUUUGAUAUUUGGAAGACAUUAUUAAACCUUCAUAGAAUAAAACCAAUAUUAACACUUCACUCAAACCCUUGCCUACUAAAUCCUCAAAUAAUAGUGGCCUAUUUCCCCCGCCCCCUUCAUAUAAAUUUACUCAGCAGUAUAAACGUACUUGCAUGUUUAUAAAGAUAACAUUUGUAUUGGCAGCGUUCAGACGGAUUAUUCAGCAUGUUUUUGCUCUUUUCCUGAAGGCAGAGACUUGUGGUGUGUCUGACCACGGGCCUGGCUUUGAAGCAUCGAUCCGAGAGAUGUUUUUGAUAUUUAAUGUAUGCUCAGGCCUUGUGUUUUUCUGUCAGAAAGAGGAUCAAAAGUUAAUGCAUGAUGUAAUGAGCCUGGAGGAACAAGACAACCUCUAAAGCAAAGUCUUCGCUCCGCUGAACAAAGUGCUCAGGCUGUUUAAUCUCCUCCUCAGCUUAAAUUAUCCAGCUUUAUUAAAGCCCUCGCUGUGUUCUCCAAAUAUGCAAUAAAUUACACCGCUUAUAUUACUUCUGAGAGCUUUAUGAACUGUUGCCAGUCUUGCGUCAUAACACCCUUGUCUUUUUCUAUUUCGAUUUAAAGCUUAGUUGUUAUGACCCACCUGCCUUUUGUUAUGACUGAGAAAAUGCCUUGAAAUAUAAUGAACUUGUGCCUUGUUUUGUUAUCUGCAUUACUUUUGAUGAUUUAUGAAACGAUUGACUGAAGUCUGAAAGACUAUUUUAAUUAAAAGACUAUUAUUAAGAUUUAACCUCACUACGUUUCUACUUUAUAUGCUUAAGUUUUUUUUUUUUAUCUUUGAUUAAAUAUUUAGCCAUGUGCUGUUUAUGAAAUGUCUUUUUACCGUUACGGUCAGCAAUAUUGAGCAACAGCAAAACUGCUUUGUACUUGUCUCCCAUCACUGUCUGUAUUCACUGAACGAUGCAUUUCAGCAAAAUAUGUAUUGACAGGCUUGCUGGCAGCUUUUAAAUAAUACAUUUCACCAUGUUCUGUAUGGAAUAUCAAAGUAUAUCAAUAAAGUAUGCACUAUUU